GUCUCUUUCUUCAGAUCGAUCACAUUCCUGAUUACCCCACCCAAACAUGCUAGCCAGUCUGAAAUGAAAUAGCUUGCAGCAAGCUUAAAAGGCCCCCACAUACCAUAAUACGUGCGGCGUCUCAGCCUCGACCGGUCUGAAUCCUUAGGGUCGUUCAAGACCGAUUAAGCUAUCUUAAAAGAGUCUUCUCGCAUAGCACUGGUUGUCCAUUUCUCUUUCUCAAACCACGUUCAUCCUUCGUAGUGAGGUCCUUUGAUUGGUUCUUUGCAUUCCUAGGGUUGUCUUUCCUGCUGGCCUCGGGAUGCGACCUGCCUCGUAUGCUCAUUAUCCGCCGUCCCGCUUGGGUGACCGACCGAGUGACGGCAACGACAGCCCGCGAACGCCUGGCGCUCACCCACCCAAUGACAGUCUACAACCGCGCAGCAUCCUGCGCAAACCAAAUCCUCUACAAGCUUCUUAUCCUUCGGAACCCGCCUUCCAGCAACCUCCUCGACUAUCACGUCCUCUUCCCACAACGCCUCGCGUGGAUAUGUAUCCGCCGUAUCAACCCCCCAAUUCACUUUACUCGGCAUACAAUGACUCUCCUCAUUCACCCGCCACCCCAUAUAGUCGUGGUCAGGCACCGUGGAUGCCUCGUGGAUUUGAAUCGAGACAACAGCAAUAUAAUCCUUCACAUCACGCUAAUUACCCCCAAACACCUCGCGAUCAUGGUGACUUUCAGAAACGUACUUCCCUGCCACCACAUGCCUUCCAACAACAGCAAAAUGGUGCUCGUGAUUGCUUUGCGUCUAUGCCAGAUAUCAGGCGCAUACCCAGAUCGUCGUCCGCGGAUAUAGAGAGGGACAGGCAGGCUCGGGCAUGCGGGCUUCAACUAGAUUAUACGUCACAUCAGAAUGCUCUCCCUCCCUCGUUUCAAAACCUGCCACGAGGCAGCAGGCGCCCUGAAGAAGAUCAGCACCAUCGCGAGCCGAAGACGCAAGACCGUGGCAAACCUUAUGCACCCCGACCAAAGCCGCACGUUCUGUAUCCUAGGCUCGAUAAACUCGUUCGACGUGAGAAACAUCGUGCAAUGGACCACGUCUCGUUUGACGAGGAUGUAUUGGAAUUGUAUAGAGAAGAAGGAGAUUUACGAGAAAAGCUCCGUGAAAAGCGGAAAGGCAAAGUUGAGAAGAGAGACCCAAAAUUUCAUGUUAUAGGGGCACCGUUGCGCGAUAUAUUGAUUCAUGCAUCAUCCACGAUCACUAUCGGCGAACACCAGCACGAUGUGCCGACCCUUGUUGUUGCUUGUGUAGAGGAGCUGACAAGAACAGGUAUUUACCAACAGGGACUAUUCCGCACGUUGCCUAGCCGCGAUCGGCACAUACAGUUGAUUGACAUCUACGACUCCAGCGCCGAUUAUGGGGAAAAAUUCAGCAUGCACGGGCAGACUAUGCCGGACAUUUGCGCCGUCUUAUCCACAUUCAUCUCCUGCCUCCCGCAUCCUCUCCUUGAUCCUAAACUUUACGGCGGAUUUUGGCAUUGGUGCGUCAAGCCCAGCGUGAAGCGCGAAGAGGUAAGGCGAAGCCAGCAGGACGCAGAAGAAGAGGAGAAACGCACCAGAGGCGAGCUGCCACUCUUGCUUCCCAUGUCAGCCAAACAGCAUCAGAGACAAGCUCAGGACGACCUUCACAUUGGUCACGACGGUGACAUCGAACGCCAUCAGAUCAUGGUCGCACAGAUAAUCCUCCGCUUCCUGCCUGUAGGCCAACUCUCCCUACUGAUUUAUCUCUGCGGAUUUUUUACCCAACUUCCCCUUUGUCCGGAGAACGGCAUACAAUUCGAGGAUAUUGCGCGGAUCUUUGGGCACAAGAUUUUUGGCGCGACGGCGAAGGUAUCAUCACAGAAGAUGAUGGUUUGGUUGUUAUCAAGGUGGCACAAUAUCUCAGAAGGUCUCCUCACUGAUGCGUGCGGGAUGUCGCGGCCGUCUACCCCUACACCCAAAGAAGAGGAGCUGCCCAAUGGUGAAGACAACGGUGAUAACCCACUGCUGAAGACCCCUAGUUCGCGUCGCAGUCGUUCGUCGGACAGUGAUCGUUCCUCGUACUCGUCUUCUCCCCACGAUCGAGCGGAAUCCAGUACCACUCGGCACCGUAAGAAACGGAGCAUAGAAUCUACGCCAGAGUCAGGAGAGGAGGCACCACCAAGAUCUCGCCGACCUUCAAGGCGAAAUCAACCAGGUCGCCGGAAUAGUGCAUUCAGUUCGCAUCGAAGGAAGGUUUCUGUGGGAGACCUUCCAGACGUCUUCUCAAAGGCGUUUGCGAACGCACGGGUCAGCCCUUCAUCAUCGGAUUCGAAGUUUCCUGAACGCACUUUGGGGGAUCCACCAGAAACCAUACUUCUCGAUGCUCAAGUACGCCUCGCGCGCCUGGAAAGCGAUCUCCGGCGCAACAAUAUGGUCGUUGUCGAUGCCAUUAAGGAAACGUUCAAGGCCACUGACGAAGCGCGCUUACUUUCUGAGAAGGUUGAGCAGCUGGAAAGGACAUUCAGGGAGAGGAAGCCGCACAAUCCAAGUACACCUGCCAGUGUAAGGGAACCGCUGCAGGUUAGCAUUUUGGAGGCAAAGUGAACGCGUACACUAGAAUUCGCAGAAUGUUACAGGGGGGUAAUAUAAUGGUACACAAUUCUAAGGGUCCUACUAGCUAUAUAGUUCCGGCUGUAAUGUUGCGGGUGAAAUUGCACAUGUUUGAUG
Suillus clintonianus is the source of this 2728-nucleotide messenger RNA. RefSeq lists its product as uncharacterized. NCBI's taxonomy places the organism in Eukaryota, Fungi, Basidiomycota, Agaricomycetes, Boletales, Suillaceae. Gene Ontology annotation, biological process: signal transduction; activation of GTPase activity; regulation of fungal-type cell wall organization. Gene Ontology annotation, cellular component: cell cortex. The record is from RefSeq and is a predicted model, not a curated record. Bases 302 to 2605 code for a protein of 767 amino acids. The transcript has 6 exons. Gene Ontology annotation, molecular function: GTPase activator activity.